Messenger RNA from Sitodiplosis mosellana (orange wheat blossom midge), 2013 nucleotides. Its product is annotated as SET and MYND domain-containing protein DDB_G0273589-like. The transcript has a single exon. Gene Ontology annotation, molecular function: protein binding. Bases 149 to 1771 code for a protein of 540 amino acids. The record is from RefSeq and is a predicted model, not a curated record. NCBI's taxonomy places the organism in Eukaryota, Metazoa, Arthropoda, Insecta, Diptera, Cecidomyiidae.
AGCAGGCGACAAUACAACACAACGCGUUGAACGUCUGAUGCCAGUGUGACAGUGUACGAAAUAUUUGCUACCGUGAUUUGUAUCGCCAUCAUUCGCUUCGAUUGUGUGUAAAUAUUUGAAACCUAGUUUCGAACUGUGAACAAAAAAAAUGGCAUCUUCAGCAGAAACAGAUACAUGGUGUGAUAAAUUGUGGACGAAAGUAAAUCGAAAGGGUCCUCACGUAUAUGUUGAUUUUUUCGAAGACUUUGAAAGCGAUUAUGGUGAACAAUUCAAAGAAUGGGAUCAGCAACUCAACAAUCAAGACUGGAAGCACAAAUUCUUGAAUCUACAAAAUGAUGCCGUGAAAAAUAAAACCGUUGCCAAUAUGUUCGAUAGCCAAGGAAACGUGCACUUUCAACACAGAGAAUUUCACAAAGCCAUGGAAAUGUACAAUCAAGCAUUGUGCUUUGCUCAAUUCAAUUCAGCGCAAAUGGGUGUUUUGUAUGCGAAACGUGGAUUUUGUUUUUUCAACUUGAACAUGUACAUUGAAUGCAUGGCCGAUACGGAAUUGGCAUUGGGCACUGAUUUUCCAUCCGCAUGGAUGUCAAAGCUGGACGAAUACCGGUCCAAUUGCAUGCAACACAUGUCUAAACCCAUAUCGGGCACACCAAACACACCAACAUUAAGUUUCGGCACCGACACCACAUUCCCGUGCCUAGCAAAUGUGAUUUCCAUCCGGAACGAUGGCCUCGAAACGAGCAUCGUGGCAAACACGGACAUUGAAAUCGGGAAAACGAUUCUAAUUGAAAAGGCAUUCACAUCUAUUGCAGUUGGAUAUGAUACGGCUUUGUGUUACGGCUGCCAAAAAAUGUGCAAAAACUUGUUUCCCUGUGAAUAUUGCACCGAUGUCAUGUUUUGUAGCAACGAAUGUAUGCAGCUCAACGGUGUGCACAAAAUCUCAUGCGGUGAAGCAUACAAUCGAAUGCCCAGCCACAUAAAAUUGGUUGUUCAUUCGAUUUUGGAAGCGAUUACUUCAUUUUCAACGAUUGGUGAUCUGAUUAUGUUUGUCAGAGCCACUGUAGCGCAAAAAGACAUCGACAUGGAGGAGAAUGCCAAAAUAUCGAAUUACGGCUUAUUUUUGGGCUUGAAACCAUCUUCGAAGGAACCACCGAUACAGCUCGUUUAUGAAGCGUACACAACGCUGAUGUCGAUGUCGACAAUUCAAUCAAAGUUCACCACAAAGACAGAGCAAAGUUUUCUGAUGCAUCUAGUCGGUCAUCACGCAACGGUUUUACUGAGCAAUUCUUACGGUGGAUUCGAACCAAACCAGAAUCAAUUCAUUUUGGCGACAAUGACAAAUGUGGCUUCACUAUUUCAACAUUCCUGCACACCAAAUCUCAUGCAACAUACCAUUGGCAAUCAAACGAUCUUCAUCACAAAUCAACCCGUGAAGCAAGGCGACCAUUUAUACAUCGACUACUGUCCAGAAGAGCAUGUGACCGAACAACGAAAGGAAAUGCUGAGACAAACCUACGAUAUCUUCUGCACGUGUGCCAAAUGCGAUCCACAAGAGCACCCAAUACCUGACCCAAUGCUAUCGAACGAUCCAUCGUUUUUGUACAUAAUACGCUACAAGAAGUACAUCGGUAGCGGAACAUCGGCUCUUUUGAAGCAAAAAUGUAUCAAUUUCCUGCAACAGCAUCGAGAACAGCCAUGGUCAAAGGAAAAGGAAUACGUUAUCAAUGCUUACAGUAGAUGCAUGUUGGAAGAUUUUGGCCAUGGAAAGUAUUAAACUUACAUUGACUAUCAUGACUAAGUUGUUUUUGAAUAAAAAAAAAAAAUGAAUAUGUCUUAUUUUCAAACGUCAGAACAUUGAAAACAUAACGAAUGAAACUGUAUUAUUCAAAGAUAAAACGAAAAGAAUGCUCUUAUUCAUACAAAAAGCAUAAGAUUCGAACAAUUUACAUUCAUAAAAUGCAUUUAUUUUUUCAACAAUCAUCAAUAAACUCCAAAUAAACGAAAUGUUGUAUCGAA